AUGAGAAAUACACUGCUAUUCUUCUUUUUCGUUAUUUUCUUAUUGAUUGUACCUUCACCGGCUUCUAAUGUAACUAAAUGCUUACAAACAUGCCAUUUGAAAGUAAACGAUGAUGAAAUUGCCUAUUUACGGUUUAUUAAAACCAUCAGUGAUAGUGCAACUCGAGUAGUUUACUUUGAUAUAUUACGAGAUCGGUACUAUAAUGUCAACGCAACAUUGUUUGCUUGGGUUCGAGAUAAUGUUGGAGCACCAAUUUUCUCUCUACCUAUUGACUACAUUGCAACAUCUUUCAAUUUACCGUUGGUAUUUAUUGAUUAUGUGCCAAUCGAGUUUAACGAAUCUGCUCAAAGCUGCUAUAUACAGUCAAGCCAGUUCUGUCAAAAGAUUAUGAUCAUGUCUGCAUUAGCUAAAAUGACUAGACUAGAUAAUCGAUGUAACGGAACAAAUUGUGGUAGCUUGUGCAGAAGACAUUUUCAUUUUCAAAACCGAGGCGACCUUGAAGACAAUAUAUACUCAUGCUGUCCUGAAGAUAGCUUGGCAAAAGAAGUUGAUUUGUUAAAAUGCCUCGAGCCAGAUCAAAUGAAACCAUAUAUUCCCAUUCUUAGUUCCUUUACUAUCGUUUUGGGAGCUUUGAUAAGCCUUAAUGUUUUAUCAGCUGCAACAAAUCAAGUAAUUAAAUCACUAGGAAGUACAAUGACAACCCGAAAGUAUGAUUCUGACAAUGCUACGAAUGAUAAUAGUGAUUGUAACACUCUAAGAAAGAUUUAUAUAUUGUCGCCAUUAACCAGGCAAACCUAUGUGCAUAACUAUUUCAAAUAUCUGGCGGAAGAAAGGCCUCAUAUAAGCAACCUAUCUAAAGAUAUAGCAGCAGUUUUACCUAAAGUAGAGGAUAAAGUGAAAACUAUUUUGGAGGCUGAUAAAGGUGAAAUAGAAGUUUAUUUCAAAGUCAAUCAAGAUCCUACAGUUGUCGUUGCUCACACUGAGAUAGAAAUAGAAAUGAAUACGGCUCCAGAAAAUACCGACGUUUCGGUAUCAUAUAGUAGAUUAAAGGAUAUAAGCCUUAUUAUCGAUCUUCCAGAAAUACUUAUUGCACAUGAAGAAGAAAUCAAAAAUAUGCUAUGCAUAAUAUUCAAUACUAAAUGUGUUCAGUUUGGUAAAGGCAUCUAUAAAAUUAUAUUUCAUUACAAUAAAAAUGAAGGUGAUACAAUUCUGGUCGAUUUGCCUUCUUGCAAUGAACAUUAUUUGUAUAGAGGCUGCUGUAAAGAUUUAGAACAAUUAACAAAUGUAAUUGAGGAAUAUCUUCGAGAUAGGAAGAUUUAUCAGCUCAAAAAGAAGUUAGUUCAAGUUCACGAUAGAAUUGGUAACAUUGAUGAAAUUGAAUGUGAUACAAUACCGGAAAGUUUAUUUAACUGGAUUCGUUACUGUUCACCAGUACUUUCCUGUAGCAUUUGGACUGUAAUAUGGAAAAUAAUUAUUUCAUCUGGAAUAUAUGCCGCUCUAAUCUUAGCUAUUCCAGGUUAUUCGCAAGUUGAUUCUUUAGCUGAAUUUAAUGCAGCUAUUAGUAAACUACCAGUUUCGCUAAUAACCAUCAUUAUUGCAGUAAAAAGCAUUCAAGAAUCUACAGUCGACGAGGAAGCGGCCAGAAAAAUCCUUCUGUAUUAUUUGAUUCGAUAUAGAAGAGGCUAUAAAUUCUUUUAUGAAGAAGGUCAAAAACUUGGAAUAUUUCGCCUUCUCAUGAAUUAUAUAAGAUCGCUUUCAUCUUUUGGAAAAUUUAUGCAGCAUAAUUUGCAAAAUAUCCGGUUACCAAAUGGUAGUCGUAAUAAUAAUGAUUGUUCCUAA
This is a messenger RNA of Trichoplax adhaerens, 1839 nucleotides long. RefSeq lists its product as uncharacterized. Lineage: Eukaryota; Metazoa; Placozoa; Uniplacotomia; Trichoplacea; Trichoplacidae. Bases 1 to 1839 code for a protein of 612 amino acids. The transcript is spliced from 3 exons. The record is from RefSeq and is a predicted model, not a curated record.